Carassius carassius (crucian carp) is the source of this 4145-nucleotide messenger RNA. Its product is annotated as PAS domain-containing serine/threonine-protein kinase-like. NCBI's taxonomy places the organism in Eukaryota, Metazoa, Chordata, Actinopteri, Cypriniformes, Cyprinidae. The transcript is spliced from 19 exons. Gene Ontology annotation, biological process: intracellular signal transduction; protein phosphorylation; negative regulation of glycogen biosynthetic process. The coding region runs from base 45 to 3698 and encodes 1217 amino acids. The record is from RefSeq and is a predicted model, not a curated record. Gene Ontology annotation, cellular component: cytoplasm; nucleus; cytosol. Gene Ontology annotation, molecular function: ATP binding; protein serine/threonine kinase activity.
AAUCGUAUUUGUGACUGUCGACUUUGAUUUAAAGCGCUUCGGCGAUGUGGCUGAUGCAGGGCCGGAGGAGCAGCCCCAGGGGCGACAGUGUUUGUGCUGCUGAUGAUGACUGCAGUAUCAGCACGGUGAUGAAGACCGACUCCUUCUGUAUGAACCAGUCCUUCCCCUCCGCGCGCAACUGCACUCUCAACAGCAUGGACGCAUCAUCAGGUGAUUCUCAUGUUGGUUCAUCAGAAGCAAUGAGGAUCUCUGAUCUGCAAUGCUUCCACCCCGUGUCUCCUUCAUCAGUUCAUGGGUCUCCAGUGUUGGAGAGCUCUCUGCUCAGACAACUCAUGUGUACCGCUCCAGAAAAAAGAGGCACAGCUCUCACCAUUAACCCCAAUAAAGCUGUCCUGUCCAUUAACUACACAACAUUACAGGUUUUGGAUGCAAAUGAACAUGCCUGUAAGCUGUUUGAGUGUGGAUACAGUGAUUUGAUCGGACAGAAGCUGACUUCUCUCCUAAGAGCCAGUCAGAUGCUAGAGGAAGUCCUGAAGGAGGAGACUCUGGAUUCUGAUGGAAACCUAGUUGCUAUUUCUGCAAAAGUGGUGAGCGCAGUGAGUUUGACAGGAGAUGAGUUUCCGGUGUCUGUGUGGCUUCAGAUACCAGAGCAGCGGCAGCAGAUCUUAGAGCUCCUGCUGGAGCGAGUGGAGAGAAUCACAGCACACGUGACUUUCACUCAAAAUGGUGGAAUCCUUAGUUGUGAUGCCACUUUUGCCCAUCUUUAUGAUUACCACACUGCUGAGGAGAUGACUGGCCUGUCAAUCAUGUCUCUGAUGCCGUCACUACAGAUCCCCUUCAAUUGCAGGACUCCCAAGGUGUUGCGUGUUCAGAGAUUGCAUGUUCAGGCCAGGUCUGGUGUGGUGGUACCAGCAUGUGUGCGUCUGCAGGCUGCUGUGUCCUGUGGAAGAUCACCGCUGCAGAUUAAAGGAUCGGCACAUCCAGAACCUUCUGAUGGUUCACACACAAGCUCUCGACAGACCAACCGAACUCCUACCGGGGGUAAAUCAGGCGCGGGUGGUGUCCUGUCCCCCAGUGCAGAUGUGCUGUACUUUGGGUCAGUGUGUGUGUUUGCUCCCAGUAGCUGCCUCUUGACACUUCAGCCCAACGGCACCAUUCACAGUCUCAACAACCCCUUCAGCUCUCUGCUGCUCGGAUACAACAGCAGUCAGCUGCUCGGAAAGAAUGUCACGUACCUGAUACCGGCAUUUUAUGAGCGGGUUCGUGCUGCGGACCGAAGCGACCACCCUAAAUCUCAUCCACAUGAUGCAUCCAGCCCCUCUGACAGUUGCACAGACCCCUGUAGAUGUUUGGCUAGUGCUAGCUGUCACCCUGCUGAUGUUCUAACCCUCUCUACUGGCAUGCUCACAACUAAGAAAGAUCAACAGGACACAUAUAAUCCAAACACAGUGCUUGCUGGUGACAGUGUGAUGGUGCAUCUAGCCAAGCGUAGGAAAGCAGGUCUUGGGAAAGGGAAGAGGAUCUUCACUGGGACAAACGCUAAACUGGAGAAGGAGAACAGCAUCAUAUCAACCUUGACCUCACCUGCUGUCACCUCCACACCACUGAAUGGGUUAGAUGACACUACAGAGCUUAGUGAGCAGGUUGUGGAUGUGACUCCUCGAGGGUCUGAGUCUGACUCUGCCAACACCACCGCUCUGCUACAGACCUUUGCUCUGGUGGAGUCCCAGGAAGUCCAUAAAACCUACCUCUCCACUACUGUCUCUCCUCAUUGUGGCCCAUCCGAGCAGAUCUUUGCUAGGCGAGAUGCCCCCAUAGCCCAAAACUCAAACCGUAAAGAAGCUCCAGUAAAGUCCUGUGCCACUGUGCCACAUCCAAAACUUCCCACAAAGGCCUGCCAGUGUUCAGAGAAAGCUCAGCUCCAGGAAUCCAGCUUUGAGGUGAUUUCCCUGGGCAGUGGGUCAUCGUCUGGGUUCUGCGAGCGGCUUGUGGGUGGCUCUGGUCCUGAAAAGUUAGAUGAGUCUCAGCAGGGACAUCACCUAGCGGAAUCGGGCAGCACGUUUCUGGAUUUGAACUCUAAUGGAGAUGUCAUUGUUCAUGCCAUGUCAGAGAUGGACCUGAAUGACAGUGUUGAGAUCCUAAGUGCAUCUGCAGAUCUUAACCAUUCGCUUACCUCAUGUGACACUGCUGAGCUCCUGCGUACUCCUUCACCCUUCAUUGUGGAAUCCGACCUUGAAGCAGAGGCUCAAAUCUCUCCAGAGCAAGAGAAAACGCAAAAUUUUGCCCUAUCACCGGAAAUCCGGAAUGCCUUGGAUCUCCGGAAGGGUGGAAUAAUGUUACCAGGCGACACUCCUACCACAUCUACUCCUAAAAAAGUGAAGACGAACUAUUCCAUUCCAGAAGGAAGGAUUCAUGUGACCUGCUACAACAGAGAUGGAAAAUCAAUUGAGGUGCAGUGUGAUGUACGUUGGAUGUCCCUGUCCAGCGGCAGCUCUCUGGUCUGUCUGUGGCUGAGUGGGAGUCAUCUCCUGCUCCACCACCAGGAGGCGCCACAGAGCACAGUGUGGACAGGAGCCCCAGAACAGGAGGCCUUUGCCUGCAGUCUCGCUGAGGCAGUUCGUUCAGAUGCCUUGCGCUCCUCUGUGGACUUGGAGCAGUCUGGGGCAUGUGAGGGUUACUUUGAAGAAGACUAUCGUCCGCUGUGCUCUAUUGGAAAGGGAGCCUUCGGCUUUGUCUGGCUCGCUGCAAGAAGGAUAGAUGAACAGGAAGUGGUUGUGAAGUUUAUUAGGAAAAGUGCAGUGGUGAGUGAAGGCUGGGUGGAUGAUCCUGAUCUGGGCCGGGUCAGUCAAGAAGUGGCUAUACUGGUUCGCCUGCAACAUCCCAAUAUUGUGAAGGUGCUGGAGGUGUUUGAGAAUGAGCGAUUCUUCCAAAUGGUCAUGGAGAAACAUGGGGAUGGGCUUGACCUGUUUGAGUUCAUCGACAUGCAGCCGAGACUGGAUGAGCCUCUCGUGAGCUACAUCUUCAGACAGUUGGUAGCCGCAGUGAGUUACCUGCGUGGCAAAAGAGUGCUCCACAGGGACAUAAAGGAUGAAAAUAUCAUCAUAAACUCUAAAUUCCACAUCCGGCUGAUCGACUUCGGUUCUGCUGCACUGCUGGAACCUGGAAAGCUCUUCUACACCUUCUCUGGCACUCUGGAGUACUGCUCCCCAGAGGUGCUUCAGGGAAACCGGUACGAGGGUCCAGAGCUGGAGAUGUGGUCUCUAGGAGUGCUCUUAUACACCCUACUCUUCAGUGAAAACCCGUUUUGCAGUGUGGAGGAAACCCUGCAGGCCCGACUCAACCCUCCAUGCCAGAUCUCUACAGAGUUGUAUGCACUGUUGGUUGGUCUUUUGCACCCAGUGGCUGAUCAGAGAAUGACUCUCGAGGAGCUCUUGGAGUCGCAGUGGAUUCAGCAACCCAUAAAUCAAGCAGAGUACUCGUGGGGAGAGGUUUUCCCCUCCAACAAUGAAUCCAAAGAACAUGUGGAGCCCAACUCACGUGUGCAACGGGUAGACAAGCUCUACCUGGACCCCGAAAACAAUCUGAGCACAUCAGAGGACACUCCAUUAGAAGAUGAAGAUGAGGAGGAGGAUGAGGAGCAGAGGAGAACAAUGGCCGCGCUGCAGUCUGAGCUGCUGAAAUAUCUCACCGACGAGUGAGGAACUGUUGUGAAAGGAGCACUAAUGUGUUCUGCUCAGCUAAUUAUGACAUUACAUCUAAUGUCACCAUGAGCACUAAUGCACAGUCUCUGCAGAACUCUCCGUCCACCUGCCGCUGUCCUCCUUGAUGAUACCAGUCCGUCCAAAGAGCAAAAGGAAAGUGUGACUGGGAAUGGAAGCAAUUAGUGUUGCUAAGGAACAGCUUUAUCUCUGUGUUUGGUGAAGGAAUAUGAGUGUAUUUAUCAAUGUGUUGUUUUUUUAUCUUUCAUGGAGUUUUAAAAACAUUGCAUUCUGAGAUGUCGAAUGUGCUUGCUGUUUGUUACUGUUAAUACUGUGGUGUUGAGCACCAGGAUUGUCCUGUUAAAACAUAUGGCACAUGCACUAGACCUGGAUGAGGGUCAACUGAGCUUCAAGAUAUUUGUUAUUAGGCCUUCAAAAAUUUAAAAG